AUGUCGGGCCGCAUCCUCGAGCACGACUUCGCGAGCGUAGUCCGGCGGCUGAACAUGCUGCCGGAGAACCAGGUCUGCGCGGAUUGCCCCACGCGGAACCCCGACUGGGCGUCCGUCAAGCACGGCAUCUUCAUCUGCCUCAACUGCUCCGGCAUCCAUCGCUCGCUGGGCGUGCACGUGUCGUUCGUGCGGUCCGCGACGAUGGACACGUGGACGCAGGCGGAAGCGCGCAUGAUGGAGAAGGGCGGGAACAACAGGCAACGAAAGUUCUUCGACAAGUACGGCCUUCACAACGGCACGCCCCACAGGGAGAAGUACAAUCACCAGAUCGCGGAGGCGUACCGCGGCAAGCUCAAGGCGGAAGCG
Micromonas commoda is the source of this 366-nucleotide messenger RNA. RefSeq lists its product with no specific name. Gene Ontology annotation, biological process: COPI coating of Golgi vesicle. The transcript has a single exon. Lineage: Eukaryota; Viridiplantae; Chlorophyta; Mamiellophyceae; Mamiellales; Mamiellaceae. The annotation marks the transcript as partial. The record is from RefSeq and is a predicted model, not a curated record. Gene Ontology annotation, molecular function: GTPase activator activity.